Molecule: messenger RNA, 4119 nt
Organism: Chrysochloris asiatica (Cape golden mole)
Lineage: Eukaryota; Metazoa; Chordata; Mammalia; Afrosoricida; Chrysochloridae
Product: immunoglobulin superfamily member 1-like
Cellular component (GO): plasma membrane
Source: RefSeq, a predicted model, not a curated record
AUGAGCCUUGACUGUGCUUUUGCUGCAUCUGGAGGAGCUCACUGGAGAAUCUCCAACAGCAGAGCGGGUCUUCAGCUACCAUCACAUCACCUGCAGAAGGGAAAAGCCCUUCAAGACUCAAAGCCCACAGUGAACACCAGAGGCCUAACCCUCAACAGCCCAGAGGAGGGGGCCACCAUGCUGCAGACAUGCACUAUCUUGCUCUUCUGCCUUCUGGUGGAAUCUCAACCAGAGCUGUGGAUAGAGACCAACCAUCCUCAGUCCCCUUGGGAGAACAUCACACUCUGGUGCAGAAUUCCCUCUGAGAUAUAUAGUAAGUCCUUGCUGUUGAAGGGUAAGACACAGAUAACUUUGGUCUGGCCUGCCUACAAGACCUUUCAAGCUUCAUUUUCCACAGAUGACCUUAUUAAGUCCAAUACAGGUCGAUACAGAUGCUGCUACUGGCAGGAGAUGGGCUUCUCAGAACCCAGCAGAAUUCUAGAGUUGAAGGCACCAGACCAAUUUCCCAAGCCCAUCAUCUGUACGAAGGUUGACCGCUACACUCUUCCAGGAUGUAAUGUUAACAUAUUCUGCCAUGGAUGGCUGCAGGAUUUGAUAUUCAUGUUAUUUAAAGAGGGAUAUGCUGAGACUAUGGAAUGCCAAGUCCCAACAGGGACAGUGGCCAUAUUCUCCAUUGACAACAUGACUCCUGAGAACGAAAGGGUUUACAUUUGCUGCACUCAUAUCCAGAUGUUCCCCACCCUGUGGUCAAAGCCCAGCAACCCCCUGAAGCUAGUUAUAGCAGGACUUUAUCCCAAACCAACUCUGACAGCCUAUCCCGGGCUUAUCAUAGCACCUGGAGAAAGCUUGAAUCUCAGGUGCCAAGGACCAAUCUAUGGAAUGACCUUUGCUUUGAUGAGGCUUGAAGACUUGGAGAAGUCCUUUUACCACAAGAAGCCAAUUAAAAAUGAGGCAUAUUUCUUCUUCCGGACUUUGAAAAUCAAUGAUGCUGGGCAUUACCUCUGUUUUUACUAUGAUGGGUCAUAUAGGGGUUCACUCCUUAGUGAUAUCCUGAAAAUCUGGGUAACUGACACUCUACCCAAGCCCUAGCUACUUCUUCAGUCCAGUCUAGUGGUUCAAAUGGGUCAGAAUAUGUGCCUAUGGUACCAAGGACCAGUGGGUAGAGUGGGACUAGCACUCUAUAAGAAAGAGGAAGACAUCCCACUUCAGUUUUUGAACACCAACAUUAAUGGCAGUAAUUCAUUCUUCUUCAACAAUGUGACCUAUAGUGAUGCUGAUUAUAGCUGCCACUCUCCUCACUGGAAGAGCUCCAAUAGGAAGUCAGCAUACCAUACUGUGGAGCUUGUGGUUGUAGAUAAACCUCCCAAACCAUCCCUGUCAGCUUGGCCCAGCACCAUGUUCAAGCUGGGAAAAGCCAUCACCCUUCAGUGCCGAGUGCCUCAUCCAGUACUUGAAUUUUCCCUGGAACGGGAAGAGAGAACAAUAUCCCCCAAAUUCUCAGUGGAUGGAGACUUCAUCAUCAGUAAUGUCGAAGGGAAAGGCAUAGGAACCUACAGUUGCAGCUACCGCAUACAGGCAUACCCUGACAUCUGGUCACAUCACAGCGAGCCUCUGAAGCUGAUGGGGCCAGCAGGCUAUCUCACCUGGAAUUAUGUUCUGAAUGAAGUUUUCAAGUUAUCCCUAAUCGUACAGCUUGCUGCCUUGCUGUUGGUAGUGCUGUGGAUAAGGUGGAAGUGUCGGAGACUCAGAAUCAGAGAAGCCUGGUUGCUGGGAACAGCUCAAGGGGUCACCAUGCUCUUCAUAGUCACGGCCCUUCUCUGCUGUGAACUGUGCACUGGGGUAUUGACAGAAGAGACUGAAAUAAUCAUGCCAACCCCUAAGCCUGAGCUGUGGGCAGAAACCAACUUUCCUCUGGCCCCGUGGAAGAACUUAACCCUCUGGUGCAGAAGCCCUUCUGGCUCAACUAAAGAGUUUGUGUUGCUGAAGGACAGGACCGGGUGGAUUGCAACUCGCCCAGCUUCAGAGCUGGUCCGGGCUGCCUUCCCCCUUGGCGCCCUGACCCAGAGCCACCUCGGGAGUUACCACUGCCAUUCCUGGGAAGAGAUGGCUGUGUCAGAGCCCAGUGAGGCACUUGAGUUGGUGGGGACAGACAUUCUCCCUAAACCUGUCAUUUCUGCUCCACCCCCAAUCUGGGGCCAAGAACUAAAAAUUCGGUGCAAAGGAUGGCUGGCAGGCAUGGGGUUUGCUCUGUAUAAGGAAGGAGAGCAGGAACCUGUCCAGCAACUUGGUGCCGUUGGGAAAGAAGCCUUCUUUACAAUCCAAAGAAUGGAGGAUAAAGACGAAGGCAAUUAUAGCUGCCGCACUCACACUGAAAAGCGCCCCUUCAAGUGGUCUGAGCCCAGUGAGCCUCUGGAGCUUGUCAUAAAAGAAUUGUACCCCAAACCUUUCUUCAAAACAUGGGCCAGCCCAGUGGUCGCCCUUGGUGCCCGAGUGACUUUCAAUUGUUCGACUCUCCACCAGCACAUGAACUUUAUUCUUUACAAAGAUGGAAGUGAAAUUGCAUCCAGUGAUGGGUCUUGGGCAAGUCCCAGGGCCAGUGCAGCUCACUUCGUGAUUGUUUCAGUUGGCAUUGGUGAUGGAGGAAAUUACACCUGCCGAUAUCAUGAUUUUGCUAUUUGGUCUGAGCCCAGUGACCCUGUGGAACUUGUGGUGACAGAAUUCUACCCCAAACCCACUCUCCUGGCACAGCCAGGUCCUGUGGUGCUUCCUGGGAAGAAUGUGACCCUGCACUGCCAAGGGGCCUUCCAGGGUAUGAGGUUUGCCCUCCUGCAGGAGGGAACCCAGGAUCCCUUACAGUUCCAGAGUGCUUCAGGGAACUCAGUUGACUUCCUCCUCUACACUGUUGGAGCAGAGGACUUUGGGAACUACAGCUGUGUCUAUUAUGAGACGACAAUGUCAAACAGGGGAUCAUAUCUCAGCAUGCCCAUGAUGAUUUGGGUGACUGACACAUUCCCCAAGCCCUGGCUAUAUGCUGAACCCAGUUCUGUGAUUGCCAUGGGGCAAAAUGUUACUCUCUGGUGCCAAGGGCCAGUCCAUGGAGUAGGGUACAUUCUGCACAAGGAAGGAGCAACCACUUCACGGAUGCUCUGGGGAUCCACCAGUGAUGAUGGAGCAUUCCUCAUCACCAAUAUAUCUGGUGCUAGCAUUGGGCGUUAUAGCUGCUGCUACCACCCUGACUGGACCAACCUUAUCAAGAUACAGCCUAGCAACACCCUGGAACUCAUAGUCACAGGUUUGCUCCCCAAACCCACCCUGUUAGCGCAGUCUGGUCAGAUGAUGGCUCCUGGAGAAAACAUGACUCUUCAAUGCCAGGGGGAACUUCCAGACUCAACAUUUGUUCUGGUGAAGGAGGGGGCUCAACAGCCCUUAUAUCAACAGAGGCCAAGUGGGUACAGGGCUGACUUCUGGAUGCCAGCGAUGAGAAGUGAAGAUUCUGGAAUCUAUAGCUGUAUUUAUUAUCUGGACUCUGCUCCCUUUGCAGCUUCCAAUCACAGUGACCCUCUGGAGAUCUGGGUGACUGAUAAACCCCCUAAACCUUCUCUGUCAGCAUGGCCCAGCACUGUGUUCAAACUAGGGAAGGAUAUCACUCUUCAGUGCCGAGGACCCCUGCCAGGUGUUGAAUUUGUCCUGGAACAUGUUGGAGAGGAAGCACCCCAGCAAUUCUCAGAGGAUGGAGACUUUGUCAUCAAUAAUGUAGAAGGGAAAGGUAUUGGGAACUACAGCUGCAGCUACCGCCUCCAGGCUAACCCUGACAUCUGGUCAGAGCCUAGUGAUUCCCUGGAGCUGGUGGGAGAAGCAGGCCCAGUUGCUCAGGAGUGCACUGUGGGUAACAUUGUGCGAAGUACCCUGAUUGUGGUGGUUGUCAUAGCCUUGGGAGUGGUGCUAGCCAUCGAGUGGAAGAAGUGGCCCCGACUCCGAACUAGGGAUUCAGACACAGAUGGAAGAGACCAGUCCAUAGCCCUUGAAGAGUGCAACCAAGAAAUAGAACUAGGCACUACCACCAACUCUCCCUCAUCAAUCUCUCAAGGAACCUCAGAGGAACUGACAGUCCCAAUAUAA